Molecule: messenger RNA, 1763 nt
Organism: Vigna radiata var. radiata (mung bean)
Lineage: Eukaryota; Viridiplantae; Streptophyta; Magnoliopsida; Fabales; Fabaceae
Product: protein DETOXIFICATION 14
Exons: 7
Coding region: 143-1579 (478 amino acids)
Biological process (GO): xenobiotic detoxification by transmembrane export across the plasma membrane
Cellular component (GO): membrane
Molecular function (GO): antiporter activity; xenobiotic transmembrane transporter activity
Source: RefSeq, a predicted model, not a curated record
CUGUUUACGCAUAAGAAAGUUGUGUUUUGUACCCUAAAUCAAUAGCUUAUUUUACCAGACAUCAACCUUCGAUUGCACCAGUGACAUUUUCACGUAAAACGUCGCAACAAGGUGACAACUUUUCUGUAACCCUUGGAAGGAUAUGGAAAAGGGUCUGUUAGAGAAGGAGAGAGAGAGCGAUUCAGGCAUAAUAAGAUGGAGUAUGUUUGUUGAAGAGGUGAAAAGGGUCGGUUAUUUGGCAGGUCCUAUGGUUACCGUGACUUUGUCACAGUAUUUUCUACAAAUGAUAUCAUUGAUGAUGGUUGGUCACUUGGGUAAGCUUGCUCUCUCCAGCACAGCCAUUGCCAUCUCUAUCUGUGCUGUAUCUGGCUUCAGUGUCAUCUUUGGAAUGUCAUGUGCACUGGAAACUCAAUGUGGACAAGCAUAUGGAGCACAGCAAUACAGAAAAUUUGGUGUUCAAAUUUACACUGCAAUUGUCUCGCUUACUUUAUCUUGUCUUCCUCUGAGUCUUUUGUGGGUGUACUUGGGGAAGCUGCUCAUUAUACUUGGCCAAGACCCUUUGAUUUCACAAGAAGCUGGAAAAUUUGCUUUGUGCAUGAUCCCUGCUCUCUUUGCUUAUGCAGCACUUCAGACUUUGGUUCGAUUCUUCUUGAUGCAAAGCCUGAUCAGUCCCCUUUUCAUAAGUUCCUCCAUUACACUUUUCUUCCAUGUGGCUUUCAGUUGGUUAAUGGUUUUUAAAUCUGGACUCGGUAACUUAGGAGCAGCACUUUCUAUCAGCACUUCAUACUGGCUGAAUGUGAUUUUACUUGGAUUAUAUAUGAAAUUCUCUACUCAAUGUGAAAAGACUCGAGUCCCAAUUUCAAUGGAACUAUUCGAUGGGAUUGGAGAAUUCAUCCGUUAUGCCAUUCCUUCGGCUGGAAUGAUAUGCCUUGAAUGGUGGUCAUUUGAGCUAGUAAUCUUGCUUUCUGGUCUUCUACCAAAUCCAGAACUAGAAACUUCAGUCUUAUCCAUAUGUUUAAACAUCACCACAGCAAUCUACACUAUCCCAGAAUCAAUUGGCUCAGCUGCAAGCACUAGAAUUUCAAAUGCAUUAGGAGCUGGAAGUCCACAAUCCGCACGAGUGUGUGUUUAUGCUGCCAUGGCUCUUGCAACUUCCGAGGCCAUUCUGGUGAGCUCAAUCAUUUUUUCUUGCAGGCAGAUUUUGGGUUAUGUAUUUAGCAAUGAACAGGACGUGGCGGAUUAUGUCACAAAUAUGGCUUCUCUCUUGAGUCUUUCUAUUAUACUGGAUUCCUUGCAUGCUACCCUAUCAGGUAUUGCUAGAGGAUGUGGAUGGCAGCACUUAGGAGCAUAUGUAAACCUUGGAGCCUAUUAUGUUUUUGGAAUUCCAACUGCUGCUAUAUUGAGCUUCUGGUUUCAAUUAGGAGGAAAAGGGUUGUGGAUAGGAAUAAUCACUGGCGCAUUCUGUCAAACAGUUAUGUUAUCUCUCAUAACAACAUGUACAAACUGGGAAGAACAGGCAAUUAAAGCAAGGGAAAUGAUAUUUCAGGGAAGUUUUUCUGUAGAAGAUGUGUUGGUUUAAGCAAAUGGAUAAGAUUUUUUAAAGCUAAGCAUGUUUGGUUGCGGAAAAGGUCAAGUGGAACAAUAUUUUGUGACCUUUUUCUAACCCAAUUUUGGCAAAGGUUUUGUACCUUACGAAAAGUAAAAGUACCGUUUUGGAUUCAUAGCACAUUUUUUUCCAUUAACAUUUAAAUUUUAAAUUAAGA